This is a messenger RNA of Gallus gallus (chicken), 347 nucleotides long. It is a transcript of the gene OVODB1, whose product is annotated as ovodefensin B1. The record is from RefSeq and is marked validated. The transcript is spliced from 2 exons. The coding region runs from base 60 to 248 and encodes 62 amino acids. NCBI's taxonomy places the organism in Eukaryota, Metazoa, Chordata, Aves, Galliformes, Phasianidae.
GUGGCUGUUCCAGACUUGCUUUGCUCGGAGUGUGCUGAGAUCUCCGCUCUCCUCCAGACAUGAGGCUGCUCUGCGUGCUCUUUGCUGUGCUCCUGCUCUUCUCCAUGGCUGCCCCAGGGUAUAGGAAGCGCAAGGGUACCUGCAAAGGGUACUGCGCCCCCACGUGCAACAAAAAGGAUGAGUGGUCGUUCCACCAAUCCUGCAAGAAGAUGUACUGCUGCCUUCUCCCUCUCAAGAAGGGAAAAUGAUGGCCAGCAGGUCCAGCAGUGGAGCAGGAGCAGCUCUGGCUGUGUUCGUUGAGUGACAGAUGGUGUUUUUUGCUUUGAAAUAAAUACGAGUUGAUGUGA